Paramisgurnus dabryanus is the source of this 3613-nucleotide messenger RNA. It is a transcript of the gene ncdn, whose product is annotated as neurochondrin. Gene Ontology annotation, biological process: neuron projection development; regulation of neuronal synaptic plasticity. NCBI's taxonomy places the organism in Eukaryota, Metazoa, Chordata, Actinopteri, Cypriniformes, Cobitidae. Gene Ontology annotation, cellular component: dendrite. The record is from RefSeq and is a predicted model, not a curated record.
UUCACGAAAUAUCUCGCGAGAUUUACCGUCUUUUACGUCGAUACAACGUGGAUGCCCACCACGGCUUUAUUCGAAAUUCAGGUUGGCACUGGAAAUGGCAGAGAAUGGGUGUCAAAUCAUCCCAGAAGAAGCCCCUAACCAUCAGCAUCUGCCUAAAAAGGAGCCGGAUGGAGCAGAUGGACCCGGUUCCUGUGGCCUAUCAGAGUCUCAGAGGGAGGUUCUGGACCGCUGUCUUCAUGCUCUGACUCAUGCCAAAAAUGACAGCCAUGUUUUAGCAGCAUUGCUUCUGAUCACAAGGCUGUGCCCUGCAGGCCAACUAGACAAUGAGAGUCUGCAUCGCAUUUUUGAGGCAGUGGGUUUGAAUCUGCCGGCACGCCUUCUGGUGACGGCAUUUAGGGGCAGCGAUAGUUCUGGUUUGCCCCCGAAUGAAUUGAUCUCCCUGGGUACCGCUCUGCUUGCCGCCCUCAGUACAGAUGCAAACCUGGCUUCUCAUCCACAACUCCUCGGCACAGUCCCUUUGAUUCUGAGCAUACUGGAGAAUGGACCCACCUGGACCUCUGAGAAAAGCUCUGGUUCUCAGACUAUGAAUACAGAUUAUGAAAGUGGACAUAUAAACACCACAGAUUCAGGCCAAAAAGCAAGCCCAGAUCCUUCAGGGUUGAGCAAAGGAGAUGAGCCAACUCAAACCAGUGUUUCUAUGCUGGAAGAAGCUUUAGCAUAUGACUGCUACCAAGUUCUCAACGCUGUGUGUGCUUUACCACAAGGUCCAGAGCAACUUUUUUCCCGCGGUGCUGUUCAAGCUCUGUGCAGAGCUGUGCUGAAGAAACAGACUUUAAGCUGUGACAAAGGACUCCCGUUGCUCGGUCACCUCCUGUCGUCCAGCAUAAGACCACAGGCUUGGACCAAGUAUUCAUCUGAUCUUCUUGAACUCUUGCGUACUGUCUCCCAGAACUUUUGCAUGGGCACAGAUGAAGACAGAUUAGAGAUGUGUUCUCAAAUACCACAGUUUCUUCCUCCGCCUGGGGAUAAACCUGUAAACCAGGAACUUAAAGAAAUUGUGCGUAAUCUAUGGGUUUCCCUACGGCAUUUGGUUCAGGGCAAACUUACCAAAGAUCAUUUAGGCCUUGUUUUUGUAUUAUCUGCUUGCUUGUUGGAUCUGUAUGGCUGGGAGUGCGUGGGACCUCCUAAAAUCUGUUGCCUGCUGGUGAACCGAGCGUGCGUGGAAGUAAGGAUGGGUCUAGAAGAGCCGCCAGGUGCAGAAAUAUCCCCCCAGCAGCAGCACACGCUCACCGCCUGCUAUCGUAUCAUGGAGGCUGCUAUGGAGCAGGCGUGCAGCCAGGGGGCGGUCUCAAAUCCUGCCCAGGUACAGACUGCCAUCACUGGGUUGAGCCUUCAGCAGAGCAGGCAGGUUUUGGGUGCUUUGGAGGAGGCCUUCUCAGCUGUAAUUUAUUAUCUGAAACAGGUGGACCAGGCCCACUAUGAUGAUCCAUUUAUGUUUGCCACUUUCCGCUCGCUCUGUGCUUGGCUUGCUGAAGAAACGUCAUGCUUGAAAGAUGAUGUCAUUGCCCUUCUGCCUUGUCUUAUUGGUUAUGCCAAAAGUCACUAUAAGGGAGGGAGAAAAGAAAAGGGGCUCAGUGAUUGGAUGUCAAAAAUGUCCAUAAACAACAAUUCACAAGAUGGAACAUGGUCGAGAGAAGCAGCUCUUCGAUAUCUUCUCCCAGCAUUGUGUCAUCUCUCUGCUGAAGAUGAACCGAGACGGGUUCUUCUCUCCCUGGAUGCUCCAGCCUUGCUAGUGGAUUUUCUGAGCAAGGGCUGGGGGACUUUGAGAGGUCAAAGUGGAAAAACAGUAAGCAGAGAUCCUGGUCUGGAAACUGCAUGCUCUGCUUUACUCAAUUUUGCUAUCACAGAACCAGAACGAGUCAGGAGUGAUCCUUGUUUUGUCGCUCUGGAGAUGAUGCUGAGUGAGGCACUGCCUAUUCUUCUCCAUAAGCCCCGCCUCUUGGUCCUAGCAGCUAACUGUUGCACUUUGGGUCUCAUGAUUGGCAGACUGAAACCAGCAUCCACUGAGCCCGUAGAACCCAGCCAGCGGCGUUUCUUCUCCGCCGUUCUGUCAUUUCUUCUGAGUGCUAUCCAGUCCGGAUCAAACACGGCACAGUUCAGCUCUCUCUGGUUGGAAAACUGGGAGGAGGCUGGAGAGCUCUGGAGGCUCAGUCUGCAGGCCCUGGGUGGUUGUGUUAUGGCAAAGCCUUGGAUAACCGGCCUAAUCAGAGAUGAAGGAUGGCUUCAAAACAUCUUCACCCUGCUAGAAUCCAGUGGAAAACUCCCAGACCAACUUUCUCAAGACGCUCUAGAGGAGGUUCUGUGUGCCAUUUCUAAACAAUGUCCAUUGUGUCUUAAAGAAAUUAGUUUAUUAGUGAAGGGUCCGAGCUGCGGGUCUCUUCGGUCUAUGCCAAAACUUAGCAAAAUAUUGGCGGUGUAGCAUCUGUAUGAUACUUAUUUAAAAGGACAGAUAAAGCACUUACUGUGUUGUCUGUGUAUCAUAUCAAACACGCAAAAAUAUUUGUAAAACAUGCACUCUGUGGCCAAGGUUUAAAUCGGAAUAGGAAAUAAAAUAUUUUUGCUUACAAUGUGGUUUAUUUGUAUUUUAUUUACUAUUUUUGCCACAAGUGUUCCUGGUUCGAUUUCCAAAGUAAUAAUAAUAAAUAAUGCAUCUGAUUUAAAUGAUUUAAAAUCAGAGAGUAGUCUCAUUGAAUACAUGUAAAUAAAAAAUGUAUGUUCUUAUUUGCAUCGGCCUGUCUUGUGUUAGAAUGUCCACUAGGUGGAGCCCUUAUAACAAAUUGAUUAUUCAAAGCAGGCAUAUAGGCUACAGGGCUCCAGACUAACUUUUUUCACUAGGAGCACAGUGCCCCCCACUGAAAAUUUUAGGGGCGCAACCAGAAAAUUUAGGGGCACAUACCGUAAAAAAACAUGCUAACCAAAUAUUCACAUUUCUACUAAGUAAAACACUGUAUUACUAAUAAAUACUUUGAUGAUAGAAAAUUUGCUGUUUUAAAUUCAGUGUCACAUCACAAAAAAAGGUCAAAUUUACUGGUCGCACAUGUGCGACUGGAUGUAAAAUUCAGUGGCACACUCUCAAAUUUUGGUGGCAAAAUGCCACCAUUUGGUGGCAGUCUGGAGCCCUGGGCUACUAUAAAAGAAAACCAUGUUUAUUAUAGGCUUUAUAAUAGGGGUCUCUUAGUUAAUAUUGCUUGUGUCCUAUAGUAGUUAUAGGUCUGGUUUAACAGACAAGGCAUUAGGCAUAACUAAAGCCAGGACCAGGCCUUGUUUAAGCAUCUUCUUUUAUAAAAAAUGCCUUAGAAAAAGACGUUACUGGUGUGUUUCUUGAAAUCAAUUGCACUGGCAUAGUUUAAGAUCUGUCAGUGCAAGUCAUUUUCAGUUGAGACAGCUCCAACACAUUUCUUAGGACUAGCUUUAACCUGGGGAUAGUGCUCAAAACCUACAUUGUCAACAAUCUGUCAUGUCUUUUAGUAAAGAUUAAGCAAACUUUUGAUUAAAUGUGUUUUAUUAAAUUGUAUUUUCACAUUAACGCUUUUCAAUAAAGAAGAUUUCAUAA